AUGGUCGGCAGCUCCCAAAGGCCGAAAGUCCCAGCGAUCUCCGUCAACGGACCCCAAUCCCGACCGGCCAGCUUCCACACUCCCACCCGAUCCACAGAUCAACGGUCGAACAGCGGCGUGUAUCUACAGCAAAACCCCCCGAGACAACCAAUUCAACAAACUUCUCGGAGCGGUGAGUGGGUGCCGGGCGUCAUCCCUCGCCAGAACCUCCAACAGUCGCACGCCCAGUUCAUGGCCUUGGAAAAAGAGUUUCAGAACCUCGUAAAGUCUUCCUCGCCGAACCACUCCCGCCAUGAUAGUUUCGACAGCGCGAUCUCGACCCGGAGUAGCUACUCCCGGCCAUCCUCUGCCACGAGCCAAUCCUCCUCUGGCCCAGCCGACAUGAAAGAUGCCCCGUUGCAUGGAGCUAGAAGAAACUACACCUCCUCCCCGUUAGCCAAACCAACGAGACCUUCGGUCGAUACAACAGCCAGUUCAAAUAGUCCUACGCAUAAAAACGGUCCUCCCGCGACGGCGGUUCCUUCGAGCAAGAAACAUACAAGAGGAGAGAGCAAAAGCUCCAGGCUUCGACGGGUGCUAUCAAUUGGUAGCCUUGAUAAUGUUUCAAAGUCUGGCGAGAGUGUAGCUGAGAGCCAGGAUGGUAAAGAUACAAAAUGGGGAGAGGUCGAUGGUGGUCAAGAACAUGGAAGCGAACGGCCACAUACACCUAAUCGCGAGCACGGAAUCUACGGCUCUAACAUCUUCAGUCGAUCGCUGGAGAGUAUCGCGGCUUCCACAAAAGCCUCCUCGGCAUCUGCCAUGAUUAAGAAGGUGGGCAGCGGUGUGAGGAGAGGCUCUCGGUCACUGUCCGGGCUCUUCCGUCCCAAGUCCCCUUCGCCACUCGUCACAGAAGUGAGCCAGCCUGCCGUGUCGAUGGUCACGGUCGAGGCCGAGACACCGAUCGUUAAAGUCAGCCAGCCUGCUGUAUCGAUGGUCACGGUCGAGGCUGAGACGCCGCUCGUCAAAGGGCCGCUACCCCCUAAGGUUUCCGAGGCGUUUCCUACUAUAGGACUCGGCUCGCCGAAAGCCAGCUUUGAGCACGAGGUUCCCAAAAUUCCAGAGCGGAACAGGAGUGACUCUCUAAGUCCACCGGAAGAUCCCAAGGCGCAGAGUAUGGGGUUGAUUCGCGGCACCAGCCCGAUCCCCAAGGGUAUUCUUAAGGGGUCGGCGAGUCCUGAUUUACGUCCAACGUCUAGAAAAGAGGUGCCGACUUUUUCUGAUGUUUUCUCAUCUCCAAGCCCAAGUGUCCCCAGCACCCCAACAAACGAGGCCCAGGAUUCCCGCAUGCUCAAUCCCUUCCUCACGGGUGAUUUUACGAGUGAUCUCACGAGCGAUCUCGAUGGUUUGAUGGAGGCUUUGAAUCGGGUAAACGGCAUUGAUGAGCCUAUCGAGGCUGUACAAGCCGUACAAGCUGUGGCCAAACCAAAGCAUCACACCUCAUUUUCUCCGCGUCUCGUCUUCUAUGAGACGUGGACGCCGGAGGAAUACGACAGACGGGGGGAAGUUGCAACCUGCAAUCUGCUCACGCCCAAAUUGGCCCAGCAAAUAAAGGAGGAAAUCAACACAUUUAAAUUGGAAAUGGACGUGCAUGAGACGUCGAAGAUGUACACACAAUUUCACUAA
Clonostachys byssicola is the source of this 1662-nucleotide messenger RNA. NCBI's taxonomy places the organism in Eukaryota, Fungi, Ascomycota, Sordariomycetes, Hypocreales, Bionectriaceae. The record is from the annotation of a GenBank genome assembly.